Perkinsus marinus ATCC 50983 is the source of this 600-nucleotide messenger RNA. RefSeq lists its product as hypothetical. Lineage: Eukaryota; Perkinsozoa; Perkinsida; Perkinsidae. The record is from RefSeq and is a predicted model, not a curated record. The transcript has 7 exons. Bases 1 to 600 code for a protein of 199 amino acids.
AUGGUAUUCCCUUUAGUUGGCGCACUCAUUAACGGUGCUACUGCUACUCUAAAUGUGGCUAGCGGUACGUUCGGCGCCUGGGCCGCCCUGCAUUCUGAUCAGCAUCAGGCUGAAAUCGCACAAGACAUUCAAGGGCAUUCAGUGAGGCUGCAGAGAAGUAUGGCUUUACGGGAAGAUAUCCGAGAUUUGCGAAAACUAGAAGUUUGUGUAUCGAAAUUUGCUCGCGCGCUCCUGUUGGAAGAAUACAGAAUUUAUCUACCCUCGGAAAACGAAAUUAGGAAUGCGGGUGGACCUUCUUUGUGGGACAGAGUGAAAGCACUGCAAACGCUGCCGACCGAGGGCAAAGAUGUUGAUGACGCGAUGAUUGAUUCCAAAGAAUUUUAUGCGGAAACUCAAAUUAAUAUAAAUGAACAUUUCAAAGAGCAGAUAAAUAGGUACAUCCCUUUGAAGGAGUUUUCCGAUAAGUAUUUGCGCGCUGGUGGUACCGCACUUAUCGCAUCCGUUUAUGCUGUGUGUGUUUGCGGCGCCAGUACUGUUCUCGGUAACAGCGACAGCAUUUUAUCACGCACGGGAGGGAGAUUCAACACGACCGAGCUUUGA